Triplophysa dalaica is the source of this 1548-nucleotide messenger RNA. Its product is annotated as interferon-induced protein 44-like. The transcript has 8 exons. The coding region runs from base 79 to 1062 and encodes 327 amino acids. Lineage: Eukaryota; Metazoa; Chordata; Actinopteri; Cypriniformes; Nemacheilidae. The record is from RefSeq and is a predicted model, not a curated record.
CACAAAACAGCAAUCACAAACAUCAGGGGCUAAAUCUGCAGCUCAGACCGAGACUUAACCCAGAUAUAAGAAGAGACAAUGGCAGGAGCAGAAUCAGUCCAGCCAGUUCCAGAGAUAAAUCCCCCGCCCCCACGAGAAUAUGAUCAACCAUGGAGGAGUACACCCUGGGGAAAAAGAGAAGAUUUGAGGAAAGAGCUGAGAGGGUUCCAGUUGAGCAAUCCCAAUAUUAAACAUGUCAGGAUCUUGUUAGCUAGCGAAGGCGGAGCAGGAAAGUUGAGCUUCAUCAAUUCAAUCAAUAGUGCAUUCCAAGGAAGAGUCACCAGUGAUGCCCUUGUUGAUGAUACAUCUGGAACAAAAACAUACUAUAUCAGAGGUAAAGAGCAUACAGAUGUUCUGCCAUUCGUCUUCAAUGACUUUAUGGGACUAGAGGAUGGAGAAUCACAUUGUGCACAUAUAGAGGACGUUGUCAAAGCUCUUCGGGGCCUCCUUACAGAAGGAUGCAAAUUAAAUCCAACUCCUGUUUCUGCUGAAGAUACGGCCUACAGAAGUGAUCCAGCUCCUCAAGAUCAGACAUAUUGCCUUGUGUACAUAAUAGCAGCUGAAAAAGUAUCUUUCAUGAAUCCGGAUCACAUUAAAAAGAUGAAGAGUAUUAGGAAGAGUGCCAGUGGACUGGAUAUUCCUCAAGUGAUCAUCAUGACAAGGGUGGAUGAAGCAUGUCCGCUGGUCAACAAAACAUUAAGGAAAAUCUACACCAGCAAGAAGAUCAAGGAGAAGAUGCAGGAAUGCAGUAACGUCCUAGGUGUCCCUAUGAACCACAUCUUUCCUGUAAAGAACUACCAUGAGGAAAUUGACACAGAUAAUGACACUGAUGUCUUGAUUCUGACGGCGCUUACACAGAUUGUACAAACAGCAAAUGAUAAAUUGGUCCGCUCGUUAAGUUGUGAUGUAAAGAAUAGAGUUUCUGGGUCCAAGCGUUUACUUGUUAUUAAGACUACCACCACUACCAGUAUAACCAUUAUUGAGCAACAUUUAUUAGUGACGAGAGGUAACAAGAUAGAAUGAGUCUUACUUUCUUUCGCAAAAAAUGCCACCAAGAUGCACAACAUGACAUGAAAAUGGUCAUAAAUCCACACCCUGUUAAUGACAAAAUAUUAUGAAACCUGAAGGAAUCUUAAACUUAUAUGACCUAAACUUUGACUCUCAAACAUUUUAUAAUAAAAGGAAAAAACAACUUAAGAGUUUAAUCAUUAAAAAUACAUUAUAUCUUGAAGAUAAAUAAAUAUGUUGGCAGUAAACGGCCCUCUUGAUACGUUUAAAUAUAUAAAAACAACAACAAUUAAACAUGCAAUAAGUGACAAAUCACACGUCCAAAGUGCACCAUUAUAACGAAUACACACUUUUAGAAAUACACUUUAUAAGACAAUAUUCUAAGAUCUUAAAUAGUCAUGCUGACCUAAUGUUCAGUCCUGCUAGUUAUGUGAUCUGUUGUAUUUCAUGGCAUCUUUUGCUACACAGUUAAACCAAAUGUUACAUCAAAGCUUGUGUUGU